UCCUCAUCGAUGAGGCGUGUUUUCGUGGAAAUAUGUUGCAGUACGACGUGCGUCUGUGUCUGUGAAACGCGAAAAAGUCUAAAUUGACGACGAUUUACGAAUUACGGUCCUGCCGUUUCGCUUUUCGAUGCCGUCAGUUUAUCUUCCGCUGUUCUCRAUCGCAACGUUGACGCUUGCAGUGUCCGCGCCRCAGCCGCAGUGUCCGAUUGAUGUCGAAACUAGUCGGUUGUAGAUUACGGUGGUACUCGUAUGUUCGUGUCCGUUUUAGGUUUUGAUAUAUUUUUCGAAUUUUUUUCUACACGACAUGUUGCAGACGUAUGUUCCCGGCACACAAUGUUGCAUACAAACUCAAUAAAAGUAUGUAAUGCAUAUAUUUUGUAUUCUGUACUUUAAAUUCGUUAUAAUACAUUGUUAACCAUACGUGUUUAGUUAGCCACGUUUCCUGCCUGGGUUAUUCCAUUGUGGGGGUAUUGUAGAAUUAUUUAACCGCAUCACCAUGGAGGACGGUGGUGUGGAUCAAAAAGCCAACGAUGCGCAGUCUGACGUAAAACAAAACUGUGUAGAAAAUAUCAAUUCUAUACAACCACCUUCGAGUGAUAACUGUGUAGCCAAAAAGACAUCAUUUGAAAUCACUAGUAUCACAGAACCAAAUAAUGAUGACAAUGAUGAMGAUUCCCCUGACACCGAGUCACAUGUUCACGAUCACAGAACAGUAGAUAACAGGCACGAAGCUGAAUUGCAAAAUUAUGCUGACAACAUGGUUGUGUACAAUACGUCUAAUGAUCUAGGCAGUUCUGCACCAGUCAUACCGACUAGCUCACAAUAUGGUCUGGCUAUUGUUGAUAAUUCAGAUGGUGGCCAUUCUUUAGGUUCCAUUAAAAAUGAAGAAAUGCAUGGUGUCGAUGCUAAUUCACAAAAGAAUGAGUGUGAUUUAAAUGGUCUUCAAAACAAAAAUAGAAAUGAGAGGUUUAAAGUUGUGAAAAUUGAAAGUACAGAACCAUUUAAACGUGGUCGUUGGGUGUGUAUGGACUUUUUAGAUCAUUCAAUGAAUCAACAACAAUCAGGUAACAAUAAAAUAAUCAUGGUAAAUGGUGAUAACAAGGCUUUUUCUCAGGCAAAUGACUUAGAUACAAAUGAGCCAUUGGACAAUGGCCAUCAUGAAAAUCCAGAGUUUAGAGUCUGUACUAAUAAUGUCAGUACUUACACCAGUAAUUGUAAUAACUCAGAUAAUUAUAAAAAUCCAACUUCUACUUACAAUAUUGUAUCGUCUGGUGUAACUACUCCUAUCCAUAGUGCCUGUGUGUCUCCUGGUCAAAGCUUACAGACUAAUAUGCAAGUUCCGGUUUUAUCAAGUCAGCCAAUUUCAACUUCUGUACAGGCACCACAGCCACAAAGUCUUACCCAAGUUCAGUUAUCAACCCAGCAUAAUAAUAUCAAUCAAAAUUGUAUACCACAUUCCAGCUUACAGUCUCAGCAGAUACAACAAGUAAUUGCAAACGCCGGAGUUAUGCAAUCUCAGUUACAACAAACCCAACCAGUUAUUAAUGUUAUGCAAAAUCAAAACUCAUCAAUACAACCACAGUCUAUUCAACAUAUAAACUCUGUGGAUCAGAAUGUCACUCAAACAAUGCCACAACAAUAUCAAUCUAUGUCACAGGCAAAUUUACAACAACAAAUUUUGCAACAUAACAUGCCAGCACAGUUUCAAAAAUCAUUUGUACAACAAAAUCAAUCUGUCUUACCUAACUGUGCACCUAUCCAGCAAUCAGUAAACCAAAUGAUUAAUCAACAAGUUCCUCAAUAUUACAACUCCCCACCAGUCCAGUCACAAAAUGUUACUUCUGAAUCUUCAACCACGGUGUCUAUGUCUAAUCAACAUAUUGGUCAACAGCAAUUUCAGUCAAUACCUAUUCAAAAUCAACCAUUGCAAAAUCAUGUACAAAUUCAACAAAACCAACAACAGUUGUCAGCUCCUGUGCAACAAAUGCAACAACAGCCUAGCCCGCAGCAAAAUAUGGUACAACAAAAUCAAAUGCAAUCUCAAAUGGUCCAACAAAAUCAGCAAUUAUCUCAUCAGUCAACCAUUUCUCAGCCUAGUCAACCUCAACAAACCCAGUCUGUUCCUCAACAAAGUCAGCAAAUGCCUCAGCAACAUAUCCAGCAGCCUCAACAAACACCACAAGCCCAACAGACACAUGUCCAGCAAGUAUCUUCUUCACAGCAACAACAACAACAACAACAACAACAACAAGCACCUCAACAAAUGCAACAAGUUGGACAACAGUUACAAGGACCACAAGGUUCACAAAUCCAGCAGCAAUUGCCUCAGCAAACUCAUCAUAUUAAUCAACUUACUCAAAUUAGCAAUCAACCGCAGCAAAUGCCUCAGUCAAAUCAAAUGCAACAAAUAGCUCAAAGUCAACAAAUUUCACAUCAACCUCAACAAAUUACACUACAGAGCCAACAGAUUCCCCUACAAACACAAUUACAACAUUCUAAGCAAAUGCAAACAACUCAAAUUCAGCCUCAGUCUCAACAGAUUCCUCAACAACAGCAGAUUCCUCAACAACAACAGAUUAGUCAGAGUCAAAUAAUUCAUCAAAAUAAUCCACAAAUAAAUCAUACAGGACAGAUGAUUCCUCAGCAAACUCUUAAUCAAGGGCAGCAGUUAAAUCAACAAAACCAACAAGUUCAACAGCAACAACAACAACAACCUCAACAACAAAUACAACAGCAAUUAGCCCAAACUAGCCAACCUAGUCAACCAAUGUCUCAACAAAUUCUACAACCAAAUCAAAGUAUGUCUCAACAAAGUCAAGUUUUAAAUCAGCAGCUGGGAAUAAGUCAAUCAAAUUCCCAAAUGUCUGUACCUCAAUCUCAAAAUCAACAAGUAAUUCAACCACAACAGCCACAACACAUGCAACAAGCUGGGCAACAAUAUCAACAAACUCAACAAAUGAUGCAGUCUCAGCCACAAUUGCCAAUGCAAAAUAAUCAACCCAUCAUGCAUCAACCAAGUUAUUCACAGGCUCAAAGUUUAAACGCUAUGCAACUUCAGCAAGCUGUAAUGCAAAUUCCGACUAACACUGUUACGUCUACUCAAAUGCAUAUACAGCAGCAACAGCCAGUGGGUCAGUCUAAUAUGAUGCAGCAACCACAAAUUACCGUUAUACCACAAAAUACUAUACAACCAAUUCCUAUGUCCCAACAACAAAUGACAUAUUCACUACAACAACAUGUGCCUAUUAACCCAAACUAUGCUAAUGGUAUKCAAAAUUGUUACAUUCCUUCCCAACAACAAAUGGCACCAUACAAACCUUCAAUGAAAACUGUAGAAAUAAAAAAAAAAGAAGACAAUAAUGCUGAAGAUGUUGAUAAUGGAACCAAUAAUAGUGCAACUACUACUGUAGCUAUCGAUAACAAAAUUGAACAAGCUAUGGAUUUGGUCAAAAGCCAUCUUAUGUAUGCUGUGCGUGAAGAAGUAGAAGUAUUAAAAGAGAAGAUUGCAGAGCUAAUGGAUAAAGUUGGACUACUAGAAACAGAAAACUCUAAUCUUAGGAUGCUUGUACCACCAGACAUGUUAGAGCAAUACAACCGCGAAAAACAAAAAUCUACAAACGGUCAGUCUACUCAUAAUCAAUAGACUUAAGUUUUAACUACUUGGUAAAUAAUAAAAGAGUAAUAUGUUAGGCCAAAUAAUGUAAAAACAGUGAAGUGUACAGAUUGUUGUUGAUCUUUAUUAGUUUGAUUUGUACAGUGUAAUAUUAGUAAAGACUUUGAGUUUAAUCAUUUUAUUUUAAUAGCUAACUAUGUAGCUAGGUAUGUACUUUUAUAUUUUUUUGAAUAUGAUGAUAUUUAAAAUCAAAUAGGCCCAAAGUUAAAAAUAGUCUAAUGUUGAGUAUUUUAGAUUAUGAAUGGAAGCAAGGACACUGUUAAACUAUAUUUUGUUCAUUUAUACUUUUCAUAAAAUAUUGAUAAUUUGUUUUUCAAUGUAUUUAUUAUUAAGAC
This is a messenger RNA of Diuraphis noxia (Russian wheat aphid), 4008 nucleotides long. RefSeq lists its product as uncharacterized. NCBI's taxonomy places the organism in Eukaryota, Metazoa, Arthropoda, Insecta, Hemiptera, Aphididae. The record is from RefSeq and is a predicted model, not a curated record. Gene Ontology annotation, cellular component: cytosol; nucleus. Gene Ontology annotation, biological process: regulation of transcription by RNA polymerase II; negative regulation of apoptotic process; positive regulation of cell population proliferation.